This is a messenger RNA of Paramecium octaurelia, 2190 nucleotides long. NCBI's taxonomy places the organism in Eukaryota, Ciliophora, Oligohymenophorea, Peniculida, Parameciidae. The record is from the annotation of a GenBank genome assembly.
AUGUCCAAAAGUUUUUAGAUGGGUGAAAAGGCUGAGUUCUUGGUAAAAUUACUUGAUGGGCUCAAAAUCGAACUAUAAAAAAUUAAUUAAAACACUCAAGUUAGGAAGGCAAAAAUAUUGACCUACAAUAAAGGAUAUAUAUAAUAUGUGAAUAAAAAUGAAUUUCUAGCUUUGUAAAAAGCAUAGUCGACAUCAACAUUAAAUAAGGAAGAAUUUAUUUAUAAUCAUGGCUAUUUAGUAUACAAAGCUGGGGUGAAUAUUAAAGCUUUUAACUAUGAAGAAAAUCAAAUUGAGUGUGGGUGGAAUAAAUAUUAGCAAAAUGUAUACUAUAUUAUUCUCAAAUUCAAUAUAAAACACAAAGUAAUAUAUAAUCCAGUUCCAGAAGUAUAAAAAAAACAAAAAAAAAAAACAAAAGACAAUCCUUUAAAGAAUGUUACUUGGUAUUUUGAAGUGUAACUAAAGAGUGAAAUAACAAAAAUCUAGACGAGAUUAAUUGAAAUUGAAGAAUAUAAUAAGAGAUUAGAAAAACUUAAGGCCUGUGAAAAAUUUGCUAAUAAGUUUGAGUAAAUGGAGAUCGAGAUUCAAGAUUCAGAAAUGUUAUUAUAAGAGUUAGAAAAAAAUCAAAUAGAAAUUCAGUUUUUGGGAUAUAUUUCUAAUAAACUAGAGAAUAAUACUAAUAGGAAAAUAAUUACAGCAGAUAUAGCAGCUCGUUCUUUAUAUCUUUAUAUGAGUAAUUUAAAUGAAUAUAAGUUGAAUAAAAUGAGUAUGAUUGAAUAAAUGAUAAAAGCUCUUUAUAAAGAUAAAUAGAGAAAUUUUAAUUAAUAAGUAAUAUAAAUUGCAAGAAACAAGUUUGAAUCUAAUUUAGAGGCUUAAAAUUUUGAGAUAUCUGAUGUUUUAUUUUUGAAUGCUUUGAUGUUUAAUUUUCAAUUUAGUAUUGAACUUGAUGUUAAGAAUUUACUUGAUUAUCAGAGUUUUUUUUCAUCAUUAAUUUUUAAAUCUCUUGAAAAUACAGAAAGUACUUAAAUCAUCAGGUUUCAUAAUAAUGAUAAUGAUGAUGAGAUGAAAUUUAUGAAUUAUAAAAAUUUCCAAACUUUUUCAAAAAAACCAGAAAAUUUACAUGAUGUUAACAAAUAUUGUGUUGGGCUAUUUGGAGAGGAAAAUUAAUAUUUAGGGAUGUUUUAUUUAGAAUUAUACAAAUAAAAGCCAAAGAAAUAAUAUUUAGAGAAAGCAAUAACCCUUUUCGAAAAAAACUUAAAGAAUUCUCAUCCCUUACUAAAAGAGGCAUGCUCUUUAUCUAAGAAGGAAGAAUCAAUCCAAAAAAGUACCCAAUUACUUAGUUAACACAUGAAUAUCACAAUUUCUCAUUAAACAUCAAGCACUCCAUAACAAGUAAAUGUCUAAUAAAGUGCUUAAAAUUUGAAAACAUAAAACUCUUUCACAGAAAAAAAAAAAACAAUUAAAAUUACUGAAUAUAAUCUUCAAAAUGACAACUAACAUGCCAUUUCUAUAAACAGUAAUAAUAAUCAAAAAAUUAUUCAAACUGAAGAAAUAUAAAUUAUAGAUAUAAUGGAUGAUGUUGUAAAAUCACCAUAAUCAGAACCAAAAUACUUUUAAUUUAAAAGUUCUGAAAAAACAAACUCAACUGCAAUUUCAGAAUCGCAUUAAUCUGCUGAUAAACUCUCAUAUUAAAUUGCUGAAGAAAAUUAUAAUAAGGAACAAUAUAUAUCUGCUUUAUAAGCGAUUGAUAGCAUUUAACAUAAAACAAAAAUGGUGUUAAGAUUAGGAUUUUAGAUCGAAAAAAAAUUAAAUGAUGGUUAAAAUUAAUACUAUUCUGAAAAGCUCUUAAAGAAUUAUCUCAUCUAUGGUUGUUGUGUUUAAGAUUUUAAAGAUAUAGAAGAAAUAUUGUAAUUACAAUUCAAAUAAUAUAUUUAUGAUGAAUAGAUUUCUUUUCAAAAUGACUAAUGGAAGCCCAUUUUAAUUUAGUUGAAAAGUCGUAAACUUUCAACAGAAAGAAUUUAAAUUUUGGAUUCAAUAGUAAUGGAGAUAAGAUAUUACAAAUAUGAUGACAUCAAAAAGUAUUUCAAAAGUGUAAUUGAAAAAUUGAAAAAUUUUUCGAAAGAUAAAAUGGAUAAUGUUUAAGAUCAAUUUUAACUCAUUUCUAAAAUUUACUAAACUUCUUAAACGCAUUGA